AUGAAAUUAUUCAUUUCUCUUGUCGUGUUGGCAGCAGUCAUUUGCUCGGCCUUUGCUCAGCCACGUCCAAAUGCUGAAGCCGUGGAAACAUUGGAAAGUGUCGAUGGAGGAGUAGGUGUAGACGCCGAUUCAGGAUUAACACGCAAAGUACGUGGUUUUGGUGGAUUCGGAGGAUUCUAUCCAAGAUAUGGCCGUGGCUUCUAUCCAGGCGGUUAUGGCGGCUAUGGUGGCUAUCCAGGAUUCGGUGGUGGUUUCGGUGGUGGCAGCAGUUAUGCUCAAGCUUCUGCGGGAGCAUCAGGUUUCGGUGGUGGCUUCUACGGUCGUUGA
This is a messenger RNA of Musca domestica (house fly), 327 nucleotides long. RefSeq lists its product as uncharacterized. The transcript has a single exon. Lineage: Eukaryota; Metazoa; Arthropoda; Insecta; Diptera; Muscidae. Bases 1 to 327 code for a protein of 108 amino acids. The record is from RefSeq and is a predicted model, not a curated record.